Messenger RNA from Lycium barbarum (goji berry), 3838 nucleotides. RefSeq names its product E3 ubiquitin-protein ligase UPL6. Lineage: Eukaryota; Viridiplantae; Streptophyta; Magnoliopsida; Solanales; Solanaceae. Gene Ontology annotation, biological process: protein polyubiquitination; ubiquitin-dependent protein catabolic process. The transcript has 27 exons. The record is from RefSeq and is a predicted model, not a curated record. The coding region runs from base 175 to 3342 and encodes 1055 amino acids. Gene Ontology annotation, molecular function: protein binding; ubiquitin protein ligase activity.
UAAACCCAUCCACCAAGGCUCUUAAUGGUAGAAUCUAAUCCCCAAGUUUAAAGAAAACAAAACAGUAAACACGCUUUUCUUCCUAAGCCCUCUUUCUCUCCUUUCCGAUCAAUUCAACAAAAUCAAGAUUUAUCAAUCAUCGGAUUUAGGGCAGAACUAUUGUGAAUUUUAAGAAUGUUUUUCUCGGGUGAUCCUUCGACGAGGAAGCGAGUCGAUUUGGGUGGACGCAGCUCUAAAGAACGUGACCGACAGAAGCUUCUAGAACAGACUCGUUUAGAGCGCAACAAACGCAACCUCUUGCGUCAGCAAAACUCAGCCGCUAUCAAAAUUCAGAAAUGCUUCAGAGGUAGAAAGGAGGUGGAAGCUGAACGUUCUAAAGUUCGUGAGAAUUUUUUAAAAACAUAUGGGAAGCGCUGCCACCCUGUUGACAGGCAGUGUUUCGGUCCAGAUUCAGAUUUUCUGCGUCAGCUACUUUUUUUUUUCAAUCCAACAUACACUACUGAUGUUUCUGUCCUUGUGGAGACAUGCCGAUCGCUACUAGAGUUUGUUCGAGAUAGCGGGGAUAUUGUUAGCCUCUUUGCUGGUACGGAGUACGCUUCCAAUCCUGCCUUGGUGAGAUGCAGAGUAAAGAAAUAUGUUCAUGCUUGUAUUCGGGCUGUUUAUGGGAACAGGAAUAAGUUGAGAGAUCAACUUUUUAUGGAAUCUGAGAAGUCCUGUACAUCAGCAAUACUCUUGUUGGAUGCAGUUACAUUGUUGAUUGAUUUAAGACUUCCUUGGGCUUGCAGCACUGUCACCUAUCUUCUUCAAAGUAAUAUAUAUUCCUUAUUUAGGGAAAUUGUUCUGAUUGGCAAGGAAAGAAGCUUUCCAGCUUCCAACAGGGUUGUAUCUUCAUUCGAGCAUGUGCUUGCACUAAUUACAUCUCAUAUUGGUCAAAGCACUUGUACUUGCCCAAGUGUUGACCCAAAGUGUUGCUUCCCAUCCCAGAUUCUUACAAUUCCAUUUUUAUGGCGGUUUUUCCCUCACCUAAAAGAGGUCUUUGCAAGUCCAUCAGUGAGUCGUCAUUAUUUUCAUCAGAUGACAUUAUGCAUGAAAGACCAUAUUAAUGUCCUCCCUCCUGAUAUAGCGAUCGAUCUACCUGGAUACGCUAUCCUUCUUGGGAAUCUGUUGGAAGUUGUUGGACCUGCUUUUGCUCAGCCAGAAUCAUUCACUAUGGCGGUUGAUUUUGCAACAGUUGCGACUUUUUUGUUGAAAGCACUCCCUUCUCUCCAAUCAUCAAAUAUGGGAAGUAAAGAAAUGUCUGAGGAUGACAUGGUCAUUGAUGAUGAACAAACAGAAAAAGUUCUGAAUUUGGGUUUGGAGCAACAGAUAACCAAUGCUAUCGAUGCACGUUUUCUUCUACAGCUGACUACUGUUUUACUGGGAGGGUUUUCACCUCUAAAUGGUUCACAUAGUGGCCAGUUUGAUGAGAAACAUGUGGCAGCUGUUAGUGCAGUUUGUGCUUUCCUUCAUGCGACUUUCAACAUUUUGCCGCUUGAACGUAUUAUGACUGUACUAGCCUAUCGGACAGAACUAGUUCCUGUCCUUUGGAACUUCAUGAAACAAUGUCAUGAAAAUCAGAAAUGGUCAUCCUUGUCAGAGCAAUCACCAUAUUUGCCAGCAGAUGCUCCUGGAUGGCUAUUACCUUUAUCUGUUUUCUGCCCAGUUUAUAAGCAUAUGCUUAUGAUUGUCGAUAAUGAGGAGUUCUAUGAACAGGAGAAGCCAUUAUCGCUGAAGGAUAUCAGAUGUUUGAUUGUUAUCCUUAGACAGGAAACUACUGUGGUGAUUGUUAGAGGAAGCACUGCAGUGAUAGGAUUAGCUUCUGUUCACAUCAGGUCGGUCAGUGCCUUGUGGCAGCUCCUCUGGUCGAAUCCUACGGUGCCUACUAACUUUGGUAAAUCACCAACUGAUAUCUUUGCUAUGAAGAAGCAUCCAUUAGAGUUCCUUCAGCAUAGGGUUUGUGUUGUAGCGUCUGAACUCCUAUCACAGUUACAAGAUUGGAACAACAGACGGCAAUUUACACCUCCUAGUGAGUUUCAUGCUGAUGGUGUAAAUGAGUAUUUCAUAUCUCAGGCAAUGAUGGAGAAUACUAGAGCCAAUGAUAUACUAAAACAAGCUCCAUUCCUGGUGCCAUUUACUAGCCGAGCUAAAAUAUUUACUUCACAGCUAGCUGCAGCAAGAGAAAGGAAUGGGAGCUCUGGUCUUUUUGCUAGGCAUAGAUUCAGAAUUAGAAGAGACCAAAUUCUGGAAGAUGCUUUUAACCAAUUGAAUGCAUUGUCGGAGGAGGAUCUCCGUGGAUUGAUACGUGUGACUUUUGUCAACGAGCUUGGAGUUGAGGAAGCUGGUAUAGAUGGUGGUGGGAUAUUCAAGGAUUUCAUGGAGAACAUUACUCGAGCAGCUUUUGAUGUACAAUAUGGAUUAUUUAAGGAAACUGCGGAUCACCUACUCUAUCCAAAUCCUGGAUCUGGGUUGAUUCAUGAUCAACACCUCCAGUAUUUUCAUUUUCUGGGGACAAUUCUUGCUAAGGCAAUGUUUGAAGGCAUCCUCGUUGAUAUUCCAUUUGCGACAUUCUUUUUGAGCAAGUUGAAGCAAAAGUAUAACUAUUUGAAUGAUCUUCCUUCCUUGGAUCCAGAAUUAUAUCGCCAUCUCAUCUUCCUGAAGCAUUACGAAGGUGAUGUUUCGGAUCUUGAGUUGUACUUUGUCAUUGUCAAUAAUGAAUAUGGGGAGCAAACUGAAGAAGAGCUGCUUCCUCGUGGGAAAAGCAUACGUGUGACUAAUGAGAAUGUCAUCACCUUUAUUCAUCUUGUUGCCAACCAUCGUUUAAACUUUCAGAUCCGUCAACAAAGUUCUCAUUUUCUGAGGGGCUUCCAACAGCUAAUACAAAGGGAGUGGAUUGACAUGUUUAAUGAACAUGAACUUCAGCUUCUUAUUUCUGGAUCACUUGAUGGCAUUGACAUUGAUGACCUUCGAGCUCAUACCAAUUAUACAGGAGGUUACCAUAAGGAACACUAUGUUAUCGAUAUGUUUUGGGAGGUUGUGAAAAGCUCUUCUUUGGAAAAUCAGAGAAAAUUUCUGAAGUUUGUGACUGGGUGUUCACGAGGACCCUUGCUCGGAUUUAAAUAUUUGGAGCCUUUGUUCUGCAUACAGAGAGCGGGUGGGAAUGCUUCUGAUGAAGCUCUUGAUCGUCUGCCGACAUCAGCUACUUGCAUGAAUCUUUUAAAAUUUCCGCCAUACAGAAGCAAAGAGCAGAUGGAGCAGAAAUUGUUAUACGCCAUAAAUGCUGAUGCUGGUUUUGAUUUAAGCUGAUGGAAUUAUCUGUGCACGCUAUUUCUGAGUAUCCUGUUUCUACCUGAAGCAGCUUCAGUUCUUCAUUGUCAUAAAGGCAAAAAAUCGAAUGGUACGAUUUGUGCACCACCAUGGCCGCCUACUGGAAAGGAACUGCUAAUUGUUAAACAGUCAAUAUAUAGUCAAGAAGCAUGUGUAAAUAAGAAUCCAUUACCUGCCCCUUGGCUAGAUGUGCAUACAUACCCCAGGUGCAAUGUAUAUCAUCCUCUGGGAAGUGAAUGGCAUGCAUGCUAGGCAUUUCAAGCUCAUUGAAUACCGAGGCUGUAAUUAAAUGUUAGUUUGAAACCCGGGGAAGCUUAUAUGUUAGGAUGAUCAUAGUUUCCGGAAGUUUUGUUGUCAAUCAUUUGUAUCCAUUGUACAAGUUUAUGCAUCUCAUUUUAACACGAGGUGUCAACUGCAGCUAGAUGUAAUGUCCUUGAACGGAUAGCUUGUACAGUAAUAUAUUCUUCACUGAUUA